ACGCUCUUAUCAAAUAAACUUGACAGCUGAUUCGUUCAUUCCACUACAACUUCAUCAAAACGUACUAAAAUUAUCUUCCCGCCGUCGUAUCAAUUUUGCUUCGUGAAGAACUGGUUGUGCUGCUGCCGGCUUCCGAUUCCGCACCAAAAUAUGAGAUUACUUAAUCGACUGCUCCUGCUCGUCCCGGUAGCCAUCACUACCCUGCUCUUUGCCGCAGAUUGUGAUGGCUGUGCUGCUGCUGCCUCUUCCUCCGCCCCAUCCAACAAGGCCCGCUACGACUUCUUCCGCAUCUACCGGGUGCUGCUGGAAACCGAAGAGCAGGUUCAGCUGAUGCAACAGCUGGAGAACCGCAGCGAUAGUUACACCUUCAUGGGCCACGCACGGCACACCAACCAGAAUCUGACGAUUAUGGUCGCGCCGCAGAAGAUCGCCGAGAUGACCGACCUGAUGGAGCGGUUCGAUAUUCAGGGUUCGGUUUUGUUGUACAACAUCCAGGAACUGAUCGACAAGGAAGACUUCACCAUCAAACCGAGGGGAACAGACCCGAAACAGCUCGACUGGCAACACUACUUCCACCUGGAAACCAUCCAUAAAUGGCUCGACUUGCAAGUGUCCAACUUUCCAUCCAUCCUCCAAUCGGUUCCGCUUCAGGCAAGCUACGAGCGCAACCUAAUCAAGGGAGUGAAAUUGUCCAAAAAAUCCGGCAACACUGCCGUUUUCGUGGAGUGCGGAAUACACGCCCGCGAAUGGAUCUCCCCCGCCGUGUGCACCUACAUUCUGAAUCAACUGCUCACGUCCACCGUGCCGGACGUGCAGGACCUGGCGGAGAACUUCGAUUGGUUCUUUUUCCCGGUUGUGAACCCCGACGGUUAUAAGUACACCUUUGAAGCGGAUCGCCUCUGGCGCAAAAAUCGCAAACCGUACGGACUGUGCCGCGGGGUGGAUCUCAAUCGGAAUUUCGAAAGCGACUGGAACGGCAUCGGAGCCAGUUCGGAUCCGUGUGCGUACGACUUUGCCGGAGCUUCCGCUGCCAGUGAGGCGGAAACGCAAGUUUUGCAGAAGUUUCUCAAGGAGAAUGCGGAAUCCAGCAGGAUUAAGACGUACUUUUCGAUGCACUCGUUUUCGCAGCUGAUCAUGUUCCCGUACGGCUAUACGACCGAUAAGGCGCAAAACUAUGACGAUCUACAGACGAUCGGUGAACGGGGCUCGGAGGCGAUUCGUCGCACACACGGAAAGGAGUACGUGUCGGGGGCGAUGAUCGAGACCAUCUAUCCAUCGUCCGGGGACUCGGUGGAUUGGGCUUUCAGCGAGUGCAACGUUCCGGUGGCGUUUACGUUCGAGUUGAGAGGACCUCCGGAUAGUACGAAUAUGUUUAUUCUGCCGGCGGAGGAGAUCCUACCAACUGGGGAGGAAACGUUGGCCGCUUAUGUGGCCAUGCUCAAGACUGCUCGCCAAUUGGGGUACUAUGGAGCUGCAGAAGGGCAAAAAGGUGAAUUGUAGAUGGAAACCGAUUACCCAUUGGUAUAUUUUACCUUCUAGUUCCUAUGAAAUGAACUGCUAGUUAUGUUAAUUGAGUAAUAAAUAAAUUACCAUCAAAUUCAAUUGAUUUGUCAAUGUCAAUAGU
Armigeres subalbatus is the source of this 1624-nucleotide messenger RNA. RefSeq names its product zinc carboxypeptidase-like. Gene Ontology annotation, biological process: proteolysis. The record is from RefSeq and is a predicted model, not a curated record. The transcript is spliced from 3 exons. NCBI's taxonomy places the organism in Eukaryota, Metazoa, Arthropoda, Insecta, Diptera, Culicidae. Gene Ontology annotation, molecular function: zinc ion binding; metallocarboxypeptidase activity. Bases 151 to 1500 code for a protein of 449 amino acids.